This is a messenger RNA of Periophthalmus magnuspinnatus, 1804 nucleotides long. RefSeq names its product transmembrane protein 198a (gene tmem198aa). The transcript has 7 exons. Lineage: Eukaryota; Metazoa; Chordata; Actinopteri; Gobiiformes; Gobiidae. The coding region runs from base 401 to 1591 and encodes 396 amino acids. Gene Ontology annotation, cellular component: plasma membrane; cytoplasmic vesicle. Gene Ontology annotation, biological process: positive regulation of canonical Wnt signaling pathway. The record is from RefSeq and is a predicted model, not a curated record.
GAGCACAAAGGGAGCGCGGAGGAGACACCAUGUAAACACGGGAAUCGAACUUGCGUCUUUUCUCCAUUACGCGCCAUUAUCGCUGUUUUAAUAUUACAUGAGCGACAACGAAGAGGGAGUCGCGGGGGGAUAUUAAGAAGGAAGCAAGAAAGGGUUGAAGGUACACGGGUUGUUGGAGUAAUUUUGGACUGAAAUGGUCGCGUUCUUCAAGAAGAUAAAAAAGCGUAACUGUGUAUGGAUGUAAUAUGUUGUUGAAAGCGUAACGGCGUCAGGAAUGGCAAGAAUAUCGCGAUUCUAAGGCGGCUCCAUGGCUUCCCCUACAGCAGCGCUCUGAUCCGUCCCUGCGCCCUCUCCUCCUCCUCCUUCUCCUCCUCUCCUCCCCUCCGGCCUCCGUUUGACCAUGCCCUCUACGGCUCACCUCCUGGGGCUUUCGGGCCUCGGGAUGUCCGACCUGGGCUUCUCCGGGUUGGGGCUGAAGUGCGAGCAGGAGCUGGAGCGACGGUAUGAGAUCGUGCCCUCCGUCGUCUGCUCCAUGUGCUGCCUCUUCGGGAUCAUCUACUGCUUCUUUGGUUACCGGUGCUUCAAAGCAGUCCUGUUCCUGACCGGUCUCAUGUUUGGCUCAGUGGUCAUCUUCAUGCUGUGUUAUAAGGAACGCGUGAUGGACACCCAGCUGAGCGUGGAGGCGUCGGUGGGCAUUGGCCUGGGCAUAGGCACGCUCUGUGGCCUCGUCACCAUGCUGGUGCGCUCUGUGGGGCUCUUCAUGGUGGGGCUGCUGCUGGGGCUGCUGCUCGGGGUGGCCUCGCUGGUGGUGAUGGAAGAGUUCUACCACCCCCGGACAGUGUGGGUACCCAUCGGUGUGCUGCUGGGCUCAGGUACUCUGUUUGCCGUGCUAACCCUCCAGUGGCAGCGCUGUUUCGUCACCCUGUCCACGGCCACGUUCGGGUCGGCCAUUAUCACCGUCACAGUGGACUACUUCAUCGAGCUCUUUGCCCUGGUUUACUACAUCUAUGAGCGCCUCCGGGUAUCUCCCAAGAAGCCACAGUGCUGGUUCACCUGGGUGAUACUGGGGGUGUGGCCUGUGCUGGCUCUCCUCGGGGUCCUUAUCCAGUGGAAAGUGACGGGCGAGGGCUUCUCCCACACAGAGGUGGUUCUGAGCCGACAGCAGAGGAGGGUCCAGCUCAUGAAGCUCCGGCAGAGAGAGGAGCGACUGAGGCAGGAAAACGAGAAGAAGAAAAAGAAGAAAAAACGCAGCCACGCCCACCAGGGGGAGCUCAAACACAAGCCCGCAAGCCAACAGCAGCAGUACCACCACCCAGGCUCCUCCCACUCACAACAGAGCCAUGCCCCACAGCCGCACAAAGCCCCGCUCCCUCAGACAGAGCCCGGGUACCACCGUAAGCCCCAUCCCAAGAGGCGCUUUGACGGCGACGUGCUCUCUCCGAGCUACAUCCGCAGUUUCCGGGACAGGCAGUCAGACCGGCGCUCCUAUUCCCACACCCGGAUCAGCCGCUCCCGCAUGGCUCAGCUGGACUACGACUGCGGCUCCCAGGUCCCACUUACGGCCCCGAGCGGCCCCCCAGCACGCAUAUGAGAGGGUCCUUACACUCCCGUUACUACAAGACACCAAACCUAACCUUACCGUGCCAACCUUACAUUCUGCCUGUCGACCUAUUGGAACUUUAUGGGAUGGUGCAGUGACUAGCAUGAAAAACAAUUGGAGGCUAUGGAGGUCGGAUGGACUCAAAAUUUACUUCAAAAUGAUCUUGAAAGAACAUGAGAGGAUGGACCUACUAAACUAAUUCAA